This is a messenger RNA of Talaromyces marneffei, 1014 nucleotides long. RefSeq lists its product as uncharacterized. The coding region runs from base 1 to 1014 and encodes 337 amino acids. The transcript has 11 exons. Gene Ontology annotation, molecular function: aldose reductase (NADPH) activity. Gene Ontology annotation, cellular component: cytosol. The record is from RefSeq and is a predicted model, not a curated record. Lineage: Eukaryota; Fungi; Ascomycota; Eurotiomycetes; Eurotiales; Trichocomaceae.
AUGUCUCUUGGAAAGACCGCUACACUCAGCACCGGUGCCACCAUUCCUCUGCGAGGAUAUGGUACUUGGCAGGCGGAGCCCGGCCAGGUCGGUGAGGGUGUCUACCUUGCAUUGAAGGCCGGUUACCGUCAUCUCGAUCUUGCUAAAAUCUACCAAAACCAAAAAGAGGUCGGCGAGGGUAUGCGCAAAGCAUUCCAGGAGUUUGGCAUCAAGCGUGAGGAUGUUUUCAUUACCUCCAAAUUGUGGAACAGCCAAUUCCACCCCGAUGUUGUUGAAGCCGCUUUGGACGACACCCUCCAGGAACUCGGCUUGGAGUACCUGGAUCUCUACCUCAUCCACUGGCCAGUCGCCUUCAAGUCAAACAAACAGAUCAACAACCUCUUCCCUCUGCAAGCUGGAAAUGAAAAGCUGAUUGACAUUGACGACGAUAUUUCCAUUAUUGACACCUGGACAGCGGUAACCAAGUUGCCCAAGAGCAAGGCCCGAGCUGUUGGUGUUUCCAACUACAGCAUUGAACACAUUGAAGCCAUUAUCAAGGCCACCGGUGUUACCCCUGCCGUGCUCCAGAUUGAGCGUCACCCAUACCUCCCCAACCCGCCUUUGAUUGAAUAUGCCAAGUCGAAGGGAAUUCAUGUCACCGCCUACUCGGGUUUCGGAAAUAACUCCAUUGGCUGGCCUCUUAUCAUCACUCGACCAGAGGUCAAGUCAGUUGCAGAGAGAGCUUCCAAGCGUACCGGCACAACCAUCACUCCUGCUCAAGUCCUGCUUGCCUGGGCCCAAGUCGGCGGCCACAGUGUCAUCCCCAAAUCAGUCACUGCCUCCCGGAUUGUCGAGAACUUUACCGACGUCGAGCUCUCUGCCGACGAGAUUGCUGAGAUUGACGCUCUCGGAAAGGAGAACAAGCGCUUCAACGUCCCCGGUAUCAUUAACGACCCUCUGUGGCCCAUCAAUAUCUUCCACACCGAGGAGGAGGAUGCACACACUGACUACCAUCAGGUUAUUGUCUCCAAGUGA